Verticillium alfalfae VaMs.102 is the source of this 2511-nucleotide messenger RNA. RefSeq lists its product as hypothetical. The record is from RefSeq and is a predicted model, not a curated record. The coding region runs from base 1 to 2511 and encodes 836 amino acids. Lineage: Eukaryota; Fungi; Ascomycota; Sordariomycetes; Glomerellales; Plectosphaerellaceae. The transcript is spliced from 4 exons. Gene Ontology annotation, molecular function: catalytic activity. Gene Ontology annotation, biological process: nucleoside metabolic process.
AUGGAGCCGUCACGGCCACGAAGUCGCUGCUGCUUCGGCGUGGCCAUCAUCUGCGCCCUAGAAAUAGAAGCAGAUGCUGUCAAGGCCUUGUUCGACAAGGAUUGGGACAUGUCAGCUGGGCUACCAUACGACAAGGCCCCAGGUGAUCCCAAUAUCUACUCCCACGGCUCCAUCGACCGCCACAAUCUUGUGCUCGUCCGCCUACCAGGACCUGGGAAGGUCAAUGCUGCGAUUGGUGCUUCCAACUGCCGGGCCAGCUAUCCUAACGUCAAACUCGCCAUCGUUGUUGGCAUAUGCAGUACGGUGCCCUUCGCCUCUGACGGCAACACAAAGAUUGCCCUAGGCGACGUCAUCAUCAGCGAAGGUGUGACCGAGUACGACCUCGGGCAUCAAACCACGGAUCAGUUCAACCGGAAAGAGGGUCUCUUGCACGUGCUGGGCAGGCCUGUUUUGGAAGUCCGCUCGCUUCUCACGAAGCUCAGAACUCUCCGCAGUCGCAGGAGCAUGCAACGCAAAAUGGCAGACUGCCUUGGUGCCAUUCAGUACGCUCCUGGGAUGGCGGAAGGGACCUCCUUGCCAGAUCUGAAUCAGACAUUCCAUGAUCCCUGCUUGGCGCAUGAAGUCGUACGCUGCGAGGACUGCGGUUGCGGAGGGCAGGUCGGAUGGCACCAUCCUGUCAGCCGAGAGAUACACCCACCAACCGUGCACUUUGGCCUGAUAGCGUCGGGGGAUACUGUGGUAGGACCUCAAGAGAAGAUUGAUCUUGUUUUGCGCUCAGAAAGUAUCCUAGCCUUCGACACGGAGAGCGCUGGCGUCUGGGAUAUCUUCCCAAGUAUCGCCAUCAAAGGCGCAGGCACCUACGUAGACGGCACCAGGACAACAGGAUGGGACAGGCGCGCUGCAUCCACGGCAGCGGCAUGUAUGAAAGUAUUCCUGAGCCAUUGGACGCCUGUCUUGUGUUCACAGCACGAGGAAGAACCGUCGGAAUCCUUUGCUGUCAUGGAGCCCAACAACGGACCUUGGUUCAUUGUUCCGUAUACGAGAAACGAGAACUUCGUUGAGCGGACAGCCAUCAUGACGCAGCUAUGGCGGAAACCUUUAAUGGAGGCCUCGCAGUCCAGACUUUCGCUGUUUGGGCUAGGCGGAACAGGGAAAACACAAAUCGCACUGGAAUACGCAUACCGGUUCCGCGAGGCGAAUCCAGCCGCGUCUGUCUUCUGGAUCCGUGCCAAUACCCAUGAACAAAUGCACCAGUCCUUCAAAGACAUUGCACAAGAAUGUCAGAUUUCGGGCUGUGACGACCGUGAGGUUGAUCCACUGGUAAUGGUCUGUAAUUGGCUAAAGAAGACACAAAGUAACGUUUGGCUCAUGGUGAUCGACAAUGCCGACGACAUGCCAGCUUUGUUUCCGUCACAAGGGGGUAUGAUACGACCUGACAGUGAAAUGACCAGGAGCUGGCUGGGGCACCUCGUUCCUCAGUGUGCUCAUGGCUCGAUUCUCAUAACGACAAGCGACAAGGAAGCAGGCAUGAGGCUCAGCCAGGGAAAGAAACCCAUUGAAGUCGGCAUAAUGACUGCUAACGAGUCGGAACACCUCCUUCGCGGGACUUUAGACCAUGGAAGCUCUGACGAAUUGCACGCCUUGUCGUCGAAGCUUGGGCAACUACCAUUGGCGUUGGUCCAAGCCACGUACUUCAUCCAGGCCAACAGCCUUUCCAUCGCAGACUACAUCAGUCUCAUGGAAGAUAGUGACGAAAGCUGCUUUCGUCUUCUGAGCGAAGAGUUCGAGACCGUGGGGCGUGAGCCAGCAGCGCCUCGAGCAGUGGCGCAAUCAUGGAUUGCCUUGUUUCGGCAAGUUCAGCUUCAAGACGCUCUUGCAGGCGAACUUUUCUCUAUGAUGAGCUUUUUCCACCAUUCAAGCAUUCCGUUGGAGGUUUUGUGGAAAUGCAGCCUACAGGGACAUGCCCGAGACCCCGGAAGCAGAAUCGACUUCACGAAGGCGCUGGGGCGCCUCAAGGCAUUUAGCCUGGUCGUUGAAGAAAAACCUGGCUACCUUAGCGUUCACAGGCUGGUACACUUGGUCACACGUAUGUGGGUUCGCGAAGAGGGCAUAGCACAUCGUUUUGAGGAAGCUUUAUUUCUGGUAGUCGCAAGCGUGCAUCCCUCCAAUGCUGCGACGAGCCGGACGACUGGUGUUGACUAUGCCCCUCGCGCAAUCGCCCCUCGGGAAGCCGCAAUUGGCCUCACAGAAAAGAUCACACAGGGGAGGGCGUCUGCCAGUGACGGCGUUGCUGAUCAUACGCGAACGAAAGACCAGCACAUGUAUGCCAAUCAGGUAACUAAGCAUGCAGCAUGGGCAGAGGAAACGGAUGUCCCCAGGACAUUCGACGAUGAGCAUGUUGAUUCCCUAGUCUGCAUCAGAUCAGCAAUCAAUCAUGAAGAGCCUGGGUGGUUGACGGUCACAAAUGGGACUAGGAAGCCUGGGAUUUACGAGGCUCACGCAGAUGAUUGA